Molecule: messenger RNA, 7581 nt
Organism: Thecamonas trahens ATCC 50062
Lineage: Eukaryota; Apusomonadida; Apusomonadidae
Exons: 2
Coding region: 1-7581 (2526 amino acids)
Biological process (GO): vacuolar transport; intracellular protein transport
Cellular component (GO): cytoplasm
Source: RefSeq, a predicted model, not a curated record
AUGGCUCACGUCAGCGCAGUUCUCGUCUUGGCGGUGGUCAUCGUCGGUGUCUCGGUCGUGACGGAGCGGACGGAUGCGACGGACAUUUCGUCGUACCAAGCAGCGGUGGAUACGCAGACGACGGUGAAUGUGGUGGAGACGGGCCUGACAUGCAACACGGCGCUCGAGUUUUCGUCUACGGGCAGCGAUCUUACCAUCAAUGGGCUCAACUUUGCGUGCGGACUCUCUUCGGUCGUGCCCAUCGUCAUCUCCGCCACCGGGAGGAGUAUCACCUUUAAUGAUGCUGUCUUUGCCCCGGGCAACGUGGUCGCCAUCUCCAACACGGCCUCGUCCAAUACCAUCACCUUUACCGGAUCGUCGUCUAUCUCGGGUUCGGGAGGUACCUCUGGCGCUGUCUAUCGCGACACGGCGUCGGUCUCGGGCACCACCCUCGUCCUCUCCGGCCUCACCAUCACCAACUUUGCCACGUCUGCUAACCUCUUUGACAUCGCCUCGUCUACCAUGGCCAUCAGUGCCACGGGCUUGUCGCUCAACGCCAACGUCGUCGCAUCGGUCUUUGCUCUGGCCUCUUCGUCGACGACUACGCUCACCGCCGCCUCCAUCACCACCCUCACCGGCUCGCUCAACGCCGGCGCCUUGGUCCACGCCACGUCGGCCGCCACAGGCACCUUUACCAUCGAUGGCGGGUCGGUCGUAUCAGGCAUCCGCGGGCGGACGCUGUUCGAGUCGACGGCGUCCGGCUCGUUUGUCUUUGCCCUGGCAGGUACCACCGCCGUCUCCGACACCAUCAUGUGCGCCGGCUCCAUCGCCCGCCUCUCGCCCGCCGCCAUCGCCGGUGCCGUCACCGUCGCCGGCACGGUCUCGCUCACCAGCACCACCUCGCUCACCGCCGAUCACGCCGACGGAUCGCUCCCGCUAGGCGCGGUCUUCCUCAAUGGCGCCGCGAGCACGGCCGCAGCCUUUGCCUCGCCCUCCACCACCAACGUCGGCAUCUUCCCGCUCGCCUGCGCUGUCUACGCCAGUCUCCCGGCGGUGGCCUCUGUGGCGGGCCUCCAGGUCCUUGUCGACGACUCGGCCGCGAUCUCGCCGCUCACCAUCCCCCCGCUCACCUACACCGGAUGCGGCUCCGAUGGCGUCGUCGUCUCGGGCUCCACCGCCCGCUCGUGGACCAUGACCGGAGCCACCAUCGACUGCGCCGGCGCUGGCCGCGCCAUCACCGUUUCGGGCCUCUCGGCUCCGUUGGCCAUCACCGAUGGCACCCUCACCAACGGUCUGCAGACAUCGUCGCCCGGCGGGCUGUUCCAGGCUCUGAAUGCAGCUGCGCCGAUUAGCCUGACGGGCACGGCCUUUGCCACCGCCACCAGCACAUCGGGCGGCUGUCUCGCCUUUUCCGGCGGCGGCGCCGCCAUGAACCUCACUUCGGUCUCGUUCACGGCAUGCACGGCGUCUGCCAACGGCGGCGCAGUGGACUACGCUGUCUCGGCCGGAUCGAGCGCCUCGGUCUGGACCGGCGUCACCAUCACCACAAGCACCGCCACAUCGGGCAACGGCGGCGGGCUGGCCAUCGCCCUCACACCCGCCCACACCCUCACCCUCGACACGACCUCGAUCACCUUUUGCGAUGCCGGGAGCAACGGUGGCGGGCUGCACGUGGCCGGCGGCGGACUCGCGCUCAACACUGCCACCAUCAACAACAACGUGGCUGGCGGCGAUGGCGGAUGCGUCUCCCUCGACGACGCGCCGCUCACCUUUUCCGCCGUCAACAUCGACGACUGCCUCGGCAACCGAGGAGGCGCCUUUGCCGUGGCUGGCGCAAGCAGCGUGGUCCAGACGCCGGGCUUCUCGCGGUUCCAGAACAACAUCGGGUGCGAGGCGUCGUUCAUGCUCAUCGCCGGGCCAUCGGUCUUUGUCAACAUCUUCCACUCCUUUGAGAGCAACUUGAUCUCGUUUGGCUCGUCGGACACGGCCAGGUGGAUCUUUGGCGAGCUCUCGUUCACGCCUGGUGCGUCACUGAGUGCAUCGUCGAGCGUGCCGUCGAUCGACAUGUCGUCCAUGCUCAUCGAUGACGGCUCGCCAUGCAACGCGGUGCGCGGCUUUGCCAUCCCUACCGCCGCCACGUUGGCGGCCGCCAUCACCGGCGGGACGGUCACGUCGCUCACGCCGGGCACCUACCUCGGAACGCUCUCCAUCUCGGCAUCGCACACCGUCGACCUCACGGGCUUUACCGUCAAUCGGCUCUCUCUCUCCACCUCAGGCACGGUGGACAUCACCGGGCUGCGGGUCCGGUUUGGAGCGGCCUCGUCCGGCGGCUGCGUCUCGAUCUCCAGCGUGGGCGUCACCGCCAGCUUCCACAACGUGCACAUCGCCCACUGCUCGUCGUCAGCGUUUGGCGGCGGCGUGCUGGUGCGGUCGACAGGCCAAUCGCCGAUGGUCACCUUUGACGCCGACUGCACCAUCUCGGACGCCUUUGCCGACGACGGCGGCGGAGCCAUCUACCUUCGCCACAGCGGCGGCGGCACGCCCAUCGUCACCUUUCUGGGCACCAUCACGAGAUGCUCGUCCACCUCGUCAGCGGUGGUGGGCAUGGACACGAGCACAGGCACCCUCACCCUCGGUCCAGGCGCCGUCAUCCAGGACUCGACCUCCAUCGGCGGCGCCAUCGAGUCGUUUGGCGGCGGCUCGCUCGUCGUCAACAGCGUCACCAUCCGGCGCCACAGCGGAUACGGCACCGGCGAUGGCUCGCUCAUCUCGCUCAGCAGCACCGGUACGGCCGUCGUCACCGGCUCGACCUUUGUCGACUCGGUCACCGGCCGGGCCGCGCUGUACAUCGCGUCGGGCACGCCGGGCCUGACCGUGACCGGCACGAGCUUCACCCGCAUCCGCGGCUGCCUCGCCUCGGUCCUCUACAUCAAUCCGGCGGCAUCACCCGCACCGCCCGUCACCUUUGACGCCGGCUGCGCCUUUACCGACAACGUGGCUCACGUGGCCGAUCCGUCGUCGGCCUUCCCGCUGGGCGAGAUCUCCGACCCAAGCGGGAUCCGCACCGUGACGUCGGGAGCGUCGAGCUCUGGCUCACGGGUUGUCCACGCGCCGUGCACCAACAUGGCGGUGACGUCGGCUGUGCCGGACUCGUCCAUCCCGCUCCUGCAGACGUAUCUGGACUCGCUCCCGCCAUCGCCGCCCGGGCCCAUCACCUUUGCCCCGACGGUCUUCUCCGACUGCUCCGUCCCGCUCCGCCUCUCCUCCUCGCUUCCUCCCGGCAUGGUCAUCGACUUUACCUCGGUCACCUUCAACUGCGCCACGGCCCAGACCCAGGUCAUGACCAUCAUCGACUCGCCCGGCAUCACCGUCAGCAACCUCGCCGUCGACGGCAGCCUCUCGGCGGGAUCGGCACUGGCCACAUCAGGCGGCUGCGUCGUCGUCAACGGCACCCUCUCCGGUCCGGUCGUCUUCAACGGUCUCUCGCUCUCCAACUGCAACGUCUCGGCCGGCGCAGCGAGCUCGGGCCAGGCGCUGACGUUGGCGGCGGUGGGCGCGCGGAUCUCCAUCAACAACGGCGUCCUGACCGCCCGUCCCGAUCGCGAGUCUGUGGCCGCUGGCGGCGGUGUGUACAUCGGCGCGCCGCCGGGUGUGGGCCGGGUCGACGUGGUGUGGUCCGGCGGGAGUGUCAGCGGCUUUGCCGCCGAGCUCGGCGGCGGCAUCUUUGCCACCAACGCCGACGUCUCCCUCGCCGAUCUCACUGUCACCGACAAUGUGGCGAGCCUCGGCUCGGCGGUGGCGGUCGGCCUCGGCGCCACCGUCAACGUGGCGUCAUCGGCGCUGACGUCCAACUCGGCGCGCAACGGCACGAUCUACAUCGCCGAGCUCACGACGGCCGAGCUGGCUAUGGGCUGGACGGCUCCCGGCGCGCUCGUCAUGACCAACACCACCGUCCGGCAAAAUCGGGCGUGCUACGGGUGCCUCUUGGCCUCGGGCCGGGCAGCUAGCGCGACACCAGGCAGCGCGACGGUGACCCACGGCAUCAUCGUCCACAAUCUCGCCACCAGCGCGGUGGCCAACCUGUCCUCGCCGCUCAACGCGUUGCUGGAUGCAGACCGCGGGGCGGCGAACCCGACGAUCGACGCCGGCGCCUUUGGCAUCGGUAAUCGUGUCGAGCCUGCGCCGUGCUCGCUGGCGCGCGGCGGGGCACCGACGGAGCGGGCCUUUGUCCGCGUCCGCAUCGACGGAUGCGUCUCCGGCUGCAUCCUCGGUCCGCAGGGCGGGACGGUGGUGGUGGGCGGCGAGGGCUUCCGCGACGGCGACGUCUCAGUGUCCAUCAACGGCAACGUGACCAAGGUGGAGAUGUCAUCGGCACGGGCGCUGGUGGUGACCGACACAUCGGUCCAGUUUGACGUGCCCGGAGGCCUCGGCGACGGCUAUCCGUCGAUUACGCUCAACGUGUCGGCGACGUCGAUCUCGCUGACCGGCCUGGUCUACGUCGACUUGUCGGGCGCGGUUGCGGCCGACUGCGUCCGCAUCGGUCAGUACUAUGCCGAUGGGCAGUGUAAGUCGUGCCCCGAGGGCGGGUACUGCCCCGGCGGCGUCCGCAUCUGGCCACUCCGCGGCUACUGGUCGCCGAGCGAGCGGAACGCGCCCGGGCGAUGCACGCUGGAGGAGGCGUGCUGUGGCGCCAUGGGCGCGGUGGCGGCUUGCCCUGUGGUGCUGCACGACUCAGGCGCGCGAGUCACGGCGCGAUGUGACGAGGAUCUUGGCUACACCGGCCGGUACUGUGCCGAAUGCCGCGAGCCUGACUUCUACUCGGACGCCGGGGUGUGCCGGGCGUGCGAGCGGGGCGAUACGGCCGAGCUCGCCGUCCUGGUUCUGGCGGCGCUCAUCCUCAUCGGCCUGGUCACCCUCGCGGUGGCGCUCCUCUCGGUCGUCCGCAUGUCGUCGUUUGUCUCGAUCGUCCUCUCGCUGCAGCAGUUUGUGUUUGUGGGGAGGACUACGAGUGCGCGGAUCUCGGGCGAUGCGGGCAAGACGCUCUCGGACAUCUUCCGCGCGCUCUCCUUCAUCCUCUUUGACGUCGAGUUUGUCAAGCCAAACUGCUACUUUGCCAGCGCCGGCUCAUCCAACUUUGCCCGUCUCUUCUGGGGCACCCUGGUCCUCGUCGCCCUCGCCGCCGUCCUCUUUGUCGCCGCCGCCUGGGUCUACGCCGUCAUCGGCCAUCGCCUUGUCCUCCGCCGCAACAAGUCCAAGACGCCAGAGGCGGGCGAUGGCUCGGGCAACGACGAUGCCAUGACCGGCGUGGUGAUGGAGAGCAUGGCCAGCACGGAGAGCGGCGAGAAGGAUGAGGAUGAGGAUAAGGAUGAGGAGGAGGAGGAGGAGACAGGCUCGGCAUCGACCGCGACCAGCUCAUCGACGGCGAGCAUGCCAAGCAAAUCGAUGAGCUCCAGCUCUAGCAGCUCCAGCGGCAGUAGCGGCGGCAGCAGCAGUGGGAGCUCGUCGCGCGCGAGCAGCAUCGUGCCGGCGAAGACCGUGGACGACAUCGAGUCGCUGACAAGCGGCGAGGACGAGACCGAGCCGCGGACGAGAGGCGAGCGAUGGGCGCGACGGGCACGGGUGUCGAUUGUGAUGCUCCUGGCGGCGGUGUACCUCCAGAUCACGCUCCGGGUCAUCAACGCCUUCCACUGCACGACGGUGAACGGAUCUGCACGGCUCGCGGUGGAGCUCUCGACCGAGUGCUUCCAGGGCGCACACACGGCGACGCUUGCUGUGGCCAUCCUGCUCGCGGCGAUGUACUUGGUGGCGUUCCCGGUGGUGGUGCUCUGGCUGAUGUAUCGGGCGUACGGGGCAAACGCCGAGGCGAUGGCCGAGCUCAAGGGCGGCGCGUUUGCCUUUCUGGUCCGUGGCCUGCAGCCGGGCGUGUUCUGGUUCCGCGUGGCGACGCUGGUGACGAGCGUGGUCCUUGUGCUCGAGACGGUGCUCAUCGCGGGCACGUCGGUGCGGAUCAUGGUGGUCGGCCUCAGCCUACUGGUCAACGUUGUCCUCAUCAGCCUCUUCUGGCCCUUCAAGAGCACGCACAACAACCUCUUCCAGCUGACCAUCGGCAUCGGCUCGUCGGUCCAGCUCGUCAUCUUUGCCGACUCGGACGGCCUUGACGGCGGCAAGUCGACUAUCCAGCGCAACGUCCUCCUCUCGUUUGUCAUCAUCGUCAGCGUUGGCGUUGUGGCCUGGCGAUCUGCGCUCUACCUCCGGCGACGAGCCGAGGGCCGGGUCGACAAGAGCGAGGUGUCCGACAUCGACCACCUCUCCGCACGCCAUGCCACCAUCACCGCCCUCACCGCAGACCUCUCUGCCCGUGAUGCCACCAUCACCGCCCUCCGCACACGCCUCCGAUCCGCCUCGUCUCGCUCCGCCUCGUCUCGCUCCGCCUCGUCUCGCUCCGCCUCGUCUCGCUCCGCCUCCUCUCGCUCCGCCUCGUCUCGCUCCGCCUCGGCCUCUGCGGCCACUCCCAAUCCGGUGCCGGCGGCGGUGGCGGCGGUCUUGGCGGGCGCUCCGCUUGCUCUUCGCGCUCUGCCGUCGCCGGCGGCAAAGGCUGCGCUGCUCACCGCUCUGGCUGAUCGCUGUGCCGGUCAUGCUGUGAUCGAUGUGCUGGCUGGGGAGCGGGCGUCGUUGACGGCGGCGGCGUUCUACGAUAUGCUCGCUGCCGCUCCUGCAGCCGUCCCCUACUACCUGGCCCAUCUCCGCGCCGUUGGCGCGUACCCGGAGCUGAUUGCCGCCACCCGCGCCCUGCUCCCACCGCCGGCCUCGGCAUGGGCCCUCCUCCGCGCUGCUCUGGCCGCCCCGCCCGAUCGCCGCCUGCCGGCGCUGGAGGCUGCUGCAAAGGCUGCUGCUGAUCCGGCCGCCCGCGAGUCGCCGCGCGGCUUCCUCCGCUCGUCUAUCGCUGCUCAGAUUGCGCUCCUCCGCAUCCAGGCCAAGGUCCAGAAGAUGGAUGCUGCCGCCGCCGCUGGCAGCAACCCGCCGCCCAUUCUGCUCCGCUUCCCACCGCGCCCGCUCCUUGGCCGCUCUGUCUACGCCACUGCCCACUACCUGCUCUUCUACCACCGCGCCGCGCCCGACGACUCGGUCGCCUCGCCGCGCGCCUUGGCUGCCGCCCUCGCCCUCUCGCCGGCGGCCUACAUGCGCAAGUCGGCCCUUGCCGCCGCACAGAUCGGCGACUGGGAGCUGCUGCGGAGCCUGGCCUGGGCCGGCGCCGACUACCACGCCGCCCGCAAGGCACUCGCCAAAAACCCGGCCAAGGCUCGCCGCCGCAAGCCCAAGUCGGUCAUCGGCUGGGAGCCCUUUGUCGCCGCCGCCGUCGCCCACGACGCCCCGCCCGACCUCGUCGACUACUUCCUUGGCCUCAUCGCUGACCCAGAGGCCCGCAUCAAGCUCGCCACCCGCUGCAAGCACUGGGCCGUCGUCGCCCGCACCUUGGAGUCGCUCGCCGACCUCCACCGCCUCCGCCAGCUCCGCGCCUUUAUCAUCCGGAAGCACGGCCGCUUUGGCGACGUCCGUCUCCUCGAUCUUGUCGACGGCGCCCUUGCCCGGCUGGGCACAUGA